AUGGCCGAGUUACUACCAACUGGCAAUGGAGCCUACUCGCAGGAUUUCUUCCUAUCCCUUGUCAGUUCGUUGGCCGCCCGCCAGCAAACAGCUUCACCUAUCUCUGGAUCAGCUGAAUCUCGAGCCGAUGGUUCAAUGUCUCCAGAUGAUACCUCAUCCGUCGUCUCGAACCCUGCUUCUGAUGGUGGUAGCAUAAGCGCUAAAAGAAAAAGAAAGCCUGACGCUAAAGAUAUAGUUCGAUUGGUUAAUAACGUUGGUGAAGAAACUGUUGCGAAGAAGAUUAAGAGUACUGAAGAAGAUCAAAUUAUGAGUUCUGUGGAUGAUGAAACUUCAGCUUCCGAUGAACAGCCUCAUUCACCAUCACCUACAUUGGCUGAAGAAUAUCCAAUUAAAUCUGUUGGUCUUGGAUUCGGCAUUGAAGAGCUUGUACGUUCAGCUUCCGAACAUGAUGAAGCUGACAAGAAAGAUGAAGACGACGAUGAAAACAAAUUGAAAACUCCAGAUUCAGAAGUAAACAGCCCGUCAGCACCUCUAUUUAAUGCUACUGCUCUUUUAUCUAAUUUACUCACAAAAACAGCUUCAAUGGUCGGCAAUAAUAUGACGAAUACGUCAACAGCAGCUAACUCUGAAGCGAGUACACCUCAAUUGGGAAAGAUGUCCCCUCAGACCAGCACAAGUCCAAUGGGAACGCCAAGUAUGCCGUCACCUACAGUCAAUUGGUCUGGUAAGAGAGAAGGAAAGUUAGCUUGUCCCACACCUGGAUGUGAUGGAUCUGGUCAUCAAACAGGACUAUACACUCACCACCGAAGUUUAUCUGGAUGUCCACGACGUCCUGAUAAAACUACAAUUCACAUGUUGUCGCUGCAACAAGAUACGGUAUUGAGAUGUACAACUCCUGGAUGCGUUGGUAAAGGACAUGUUAAUAGUAACAGAACUUCACAUCGCAGUCUAUCAGGAUGUCCUAUUGCUUAUCAGCAGAAGUUAGCACGUAAAGGAUUGAAGGCUCCACCACCGAGAGCUCGAUCGCCACCACAGUCGAUGGUUCGCUCAACUGAUGAAAAUCAAUUGGAUUUGACAUUACGUAGUAUAGAACAGUUCCAAAACCAUGUGCCUCUAGCCGCUACCACCAAUAAUAUUAUGUCCAAUCAAAGUAUGAUGGAGGCAUUGGUGAAGUUAACACAAUCGGCUGCUGUAGCUUCAUCUCAGCAUAAUUUACUAGAUGAAAAGGAAGAAAAGCACAAGCUUGAACUUAAAAGUCCAGUGUCCGCCGAUGCUCCUUCACCGACCAAAGAAAUACAUUCCGCGUCAGCUGCUGCGCUAUCGGCCACACUCGGAUUUCCAGACUCUCUGUUACCAGCUUUACCGCCAAUUCUAACAUCAAGUACGGAAGCGAUUUUAUCUCCUUCUAAGGGGGCUGCUGCAAGUAUCCCAAAUCUACCUACAUAUCCAGCUAUGUUAAAUCAGCAAAUGCUGGCUCAGCUUUUCUUGGCUCAAUUGCAGCAGAAAGGUGCUUUCUGUUAG
Molecule: messenger RNA, 1521 nt
Organism: Auanema sp. JU1783
Lineage: Eukaryota; Metazoa; Nematoda; Chromadorea; Rhabditida; Rhabditidae
Source: the annotation of a GenBank genome assembly